AUGUGUUUGAGAGGUCCUGCUCAGCGCAUUCUGUCAGAACUCACAGUUGGACAAAUUGCUGUAAAGAAUGCUUUUCUUAGGAGGUUUGAUCCACCUGGUAGGGAGUCAGCAUACAAAUCUGAGUUUAGGAAUAGGUCCAGAGAGGCAGGGGAAUCACUCGUUGACUACGGGGAAAGGUUGAGAAUGUUAGCUAGAAAGGCUUUUCCUUUUAAAGAUGCUGCACAGUUAGAGAGUGACACUGUGGAUCAGUUUGUAGAUGGUGUUUGCAAUUUUGAGUUGGGGAAACAUGUACAGUUUUGUCACCCCAGUAGUCUAGAUCAAGCUGUAAGUGCAGCAAUAGAGUUUGAAGCUGUCAGUAAUAGACAGACACAGAAUAGGAAACCCCAUGACCUCAACCCUGAGGCUCCUGCCUUUGUACACGCUGUAAACAGUACCAAACAAUCAACAAAUGGUACAGCUGAGAAAGACUUAGCAGCUCUUAUCUUGGAGCAAUUUGAGCAGUUAAAUAAAAGAAUGUCUCAGCGCAAGGGUUCUAGCAAAACCUAUGUCCCUGUGUCACAGAGGAAGUGCUAUAGUUGUGGGGAAACAGGCCAUAUGAGUUAUGCAUGUCCCAAGAAAGACAGUCUGAACAAUAAUGGGAAUCAGGCCCAGGGAAAUUAG
This is a messenger RNA of Pecten maximus, 660 nucleotides long. RefSeq lists its product as uncharacterized. Lineage: Eukaryota; Metazoa; Mollusca; Bivalvia; Pectinida; Pectinidae. The record is from RefSeq and is a predicted model, not a curated record. The transcript has a single exon. Gene Ontology annotation, molecular function: zinc ion binding; nucleic acid binding. The coding region runs from base 1 to 660 and encodes 219 amino acids.